Molecule: messenger RNA, 792 nt
Organism: Stylonychia lemnae
Lineage: Eukaryota; Ciliophora; Spirotrichea; Sporadotrichida; Oxytrichidae
Source: the annotation of a GenBank genome assembly
AUGAUUUUAUCAUGUGGUCAUACUAUUUGCAAUUAAUGCAUUGAAUUCUAGAUCUCAAAUGAAGGAACUUUCAAGAGAUGUCUUUAAGAUGAUUCUUGCAUGCUAGAUGAGGAUUCCAAGAUUACUCCAGUAAAAGAUUUGAUUAAUAACCUUGAUAAAAUAAGCAAUGUCAACAUAACUUGCGACAAGCAUCCUCAGAAACUGAUUAAAACAUACUGCAAAAAAACUAAUCAAUUGCUUUGUAGCACUUGUUUAUUAACUUGCCCCUGUAAUAAUGCCAAUCCAGAGAAAUCAAAGGUUGAUUUAAGUUUCUUCGAUUGCAUCAAAUAGUAAAAUAAUCAAUCACUUUAGAAGGAAAAUAUUUUGUCUCUUUAAAAUUUUAAAAUUCUUCAAAUUAUCAAGCCAGUGGAAUAAAUCAUUUAACAAAAGUAACAGCAAACCACAUAACAAGAUGAGAAGUAAAUUUAAGAAACUCUGCAAAAACUUUAGGAUUAAUAUAGACCUAAGUACAUAGAAUUCAGGAGAUUAGUUGACUAUCAUCUUGAAUCUUUGAAAUAACAAGAAACUAAAGAUAAACCUAAACUUUUACCAUUAAUCGUCAAAUAAUGCAAACUCUUAUUUAAAGCAACAAAUGAUGGAUUUUUAGCAGCAAAUUUUCAUCAAAAAUGUGAUAACUAAGGUCCAACAAUUUCAUUUAUACUUAGUGAGAAUGGUCAAGUUUUUGGAUGUUAACAUACAAUUAAAUUGGAAUGUAUUCUAUGCAGCAGUCUUUUGGACAUCUGCUAAUGGUGA